Molecule: messenger RNA, 581 nt
Organism: Candidula unifasciata
Lineage: Eukaryota; Metazoa; Mollusca; Gastropoda; Stylommatophora; Geomitridae
Source: the annotation of a GenBank genome assembly
AUGGAUGUCUUUUCCAAAUUGAAAGUCUCUAAAAUGAAGAAAAACACACAAUCAGAACAGGCUCCAAGCAAAGAAGAGAUAAUUAAUACGAUGGAAAACUACUCAACAGACAGGCCACAUAGUAAUAAAGAAAAUAACAACAAUGCCAAACCGUUGUCUAGAGGGUCCAGCUUGGACAAGUGGGAGUAUGUUGAUAGUGACCCUUUGUUAGCCCCAGCCAGUUUGUCACAUUCAUACAGCACAGAAUGGGAAAAUUUGUUCAACAAACCUGAAAUGAUGAAACGGUUGAAGGAGAGGGCCUUAGAGGGUAACCUUCGGAGUAGUAGGUUUCGAAGUGUCAUUUGGAAGUUGUUUCUUGAGGUACUUCCUUCACAAACAAAUGCAUGGAUAGAUAAAACAAGAAAAAGUAGAAGCAAGUUUGAAGAAUUAAAAAACCGGUUGAUCGUCAACCCCAGAAAAGCUGUAGAUUCUGUAGAUAUUUCAUUAAAUAACCCCCUGUCGCAAGAUGAAGAGAGUCCCUGGAAUAAAUUUUUUCAGGACAAUGAAUUAAGAUUGACCAUUAAGCAAGACGUAAUCAGAAC